AUGUGGAUCAUGCCAGUGCGCGGGAAAUGGCUCGUCAUAGCUAUCACAGCAUGUUGCUGUCAGGGGUUUCUUUUGCUGGGAUACGAUCAGGGUGUGAUGUCGGGCCUUGUUGGCGCAGAUAACCAGUUCGGCAGAGAUUUCGGCAAUCCAGGGCCAACGGCGCAGGGUACUAUUGUGGCGAUCUAUGAUAUCGGAUGUGCUGUCGGCAGCCUAUUCGUGUUCUUCUUCGGUGAGGCCAUCGGGCGCAAACGCAUGAUCAUGGCUGGUGCUAGCACGAUGAUCGUCGGCACGGCAAUCCUCACAAGCUCUACAACACGAGCGCAACUCAUUGUUGGGCGCAUAGUGACUGGCAUCGGCAACGGCUUCAACUCCUCAUCCAUCCCAGUCUACCAAUCUGAAACGUGUGGCAGGCAUAUCCGUGGCACGCUCGUUUGUCUCAAUUCAACGGUUACCAUUAUCGGUCUAGUCAUUGCUUACUGGCUCGACUACGGCAUGUCCUUCGUUAACGGGCCGGCCCAAUGGCGCCUUCCCAUUGGCUUCCAAGCAUUCUUCGCCCUCUGCCUUCUACUCCAAGGCGCUGUACUACCCGACUCGCCCCGUUGGCUACUCGCUCAUGGGCGCGAGGAAGAGGCGUUGAGUGUUCUGUGCCAGUUAGAGGACAAGCCUGCGGACCACGAGGACGUAAUCGAGAUGAAGCGGGAGAUUGAGGUGUCGCUCAUGCAGGAGAGCGCCGGCGGUCCCUUCAAGUACAGGGAACUGUUAGAACGUGGACCGGUCGACAACUUCAGGCGGGUGUGCUUAGCCGUCGGAAUUAACGUGAUGCAGCAGUUCACUGGGUCGAAUAUGAUCAACUAUCUUGCCCCUGUCGUCUAUCAGAAUACAAUGGGUCUGUCCAGGAACCUAUCGCUGAUUCUUGGCGGUGCAACUUCAUGCACGUAUAUGGUCGCCUCAUUCAUACCACUCUGGACUGUUGAUAGAUUCGGACGGCGCCCACUGCUCAUGAUAUCCGCAAGCGGGCAAUCCCUGUGCUUCAUCAUUGCCUCCAUAUUGUUGUCUAUCGGGACCCUGUCGGCCGCAUACGGCGCCACGGCUAUGGUCUUCAUCUUCCAAAUCUUCCUGGGCAUCGGCUUCCUACCCAUUCCCUGGCUCUACCCUGCGGAGAUAGCAACGACGCGCAUCCGCGCACGAAGCUCCGCUCUCUCAUCUUUCUUCAACUGGAUGUGUGUCUUCGCAGUCGUUGAAAUGACCCCACCGGCGAUCGCAAACAUAGACUGGCGAGUUUUCAUAAUUUUUGCCGUGACGAACGCGCUCUGGGUACCGAUCGUAUACUGCUUCUUUCCUGAAGUUGCCAGCUUGUCUCUUGAGGAUAUCGAUCAUAUCUUCGAGAAGGGAGGCAUCACUGGCGGCGUAUGGAGUAGCCCAGGCGGCCGCACUGUUGAACCAAACCGUAUCCGCAAGGAUGUUGAGGAAGUGCUCGAGCGCGAAGAUGACAACAAGAUGAAGGGAGAGAAGUUCUGA
Peniophora sp. CBMAI 1063 is the source of this 1518-nucleotide messenger RNA. The record is from the annotation of a GenBank genome assembly. Lineage: Eukaryota; Fungi; Basidiomycota; Agaricomycetes; Russulales; Peniophoraceae.